AUGGGUUCUAUCUACUACCUGAACAACGGAGAGAAAGGGGUAGAGGAAACCCGCCUCAACUGGCUUCACGACAAGGUCAUCAUGCCCAUGGUGAGGAACGUGCUGUUGCCACCGCACAUCAAGGCCGACCUCGCUGCCAUGUCCGCGCCCCUGAUAGCCGAUAUUGGCGCCGGGUCAGCAUCAUGGCCGGUAACCGUGGCGAGAGAGCUCCCGCAUGCUCGGAUCCGCGGUUUUGACAUGGACCUCUCCAAGUUCCCGACUAUGCUGCCGUCGAACGUCGAAUUGGGUUAUGGUAACGUGCUUGAGCCAUUCCCAGAAGCCCUUCAACAGACUUUCGACCUUGUCCACUUACGACUCUUGGUGGGUGGCAUUGAAAAGCACGACUGGGUAUCGGCAGCACGCAACAUCAUGAGUCUCCUUCGGCCCGGCGGGUGGGUCAUUUGGGAGGAAACGGGUCUGCCGGUCCGCAAUGUCCUGCCUCCCAAGCCCGGGUGGUCAAAGUUCGCGGAACUGAGUUGGCAAGUCUCAGACGCUAGGAAUAUGGACCUGAGGAUGCCCGCGACCUUGAACAGGUAUCUGAGCGAAGCAGGCUUCGUCAAGCUCGACGAGAAAGUCUUCAACAGCGCCUCAGACGAGAAUCUUGACGGCGCACUCAACGAGAUGAUGAUUGGGUUGGCCGAGCAAAGUCUUGCAGGCAUUGUCGCGGAUGGGUCUUAUGAGGACAUGAAGACACAGGAAAAGUUACAGUCAGUCAUGAAGGACAUCCGGCGAGAGUUCGACGAAGGUUCAAAGAGCUAUUGGAUUCUUCAUCGGGUCUGGGGAAACAAGCCCGUCUGA
Molecule: messenger RNA, 837 nt
Organism: Anthostomella pinea
Lineage: Eukaryota; Fungi; Ascomycota; Sordariomycetes; Xylariales; Xylariaceae
Source: the annotation of a GenBank genome assembly